Molecule: messenger RNA, 816 nt
Organism: Mercurialis annua (annual mercury)
Lineage: Eukaryota; Viridiplantae; Streptophyta; Magnoliopsida; Malpighiales; Euphorbiaceae
Exons: 1
Coding region: 39-797 (252 amino acids)
Molecular function (GO): RNA-DNA hybrid ribonuclease activity; nucleic acid binding
Source: RefSeq, a predicted model, not a curated record
UGGAAUCUGUUUGGUUGGGUUCUACUUUCUCUCUACAUAUGGAUGAUUUAUCAAGAUAUAAUGUGGAGGAUUUUUGGUGUCUUGUAAAUCAUAAAUUUGACAACAGUGUAGACAAAGAGGAGUCUCUACAGUUGUUUGUUUGGAUUUUAUGGGCGAUUUGGCUUGCGAGAAAUGCGCUGAUUUUUAAGGAUGAGAAUUGGGAUCCAGGGACAGUGUUGUUGAAGGCAAAUGAGCUUCAUACCGAAUGGUUAAAUAUCUGCAAUCAUAACAGGGAAAGUGUUAAUGCUCAGCCUAUGAUCAAUCCAAUUGCAGGUCCCCAUUGGGUACCUCCUCCUGGUAAUGCUCAUAAGAUUAAUUUUGAUGGUGUCUUUAUUUCAGUGUCCAGUGUAGGAGUGGGAGCUUGUGUGGCGAGGGAUCAUCGGGGUAAGGUCAUUGCUUCCGUGGCUUGCCGUUUUUCGAAUGUUACAUCCGCUGCUGUUGUGGAAGCCUUAGCGUUGCGGGAAGCUAUUGGCCUUGCGAAGAGUUUGAACCUGAUUGAUCCCAUUUUCGAGGGUGAUGCCAAAUGUAUCAUUGAUGCAAUGAAUGGCAAGUACGCUGUUGAUAUGGAUUGUGAGGUGAUCUUGGAGGAUUGCCGGUUUUUUUGUAGGAGUAUUCUUGAUUGUUCUUUUCGUUUUGUUAAGCGUUCGUGUAAUUGGGUGGCACAUAUUGUUGUUAAGCGAGCCCUUAGAGAUAAUUUCUUUUGUUGUAAUCCUCUAGCCCAACUUUUGUGGCUAGAAUCGAGACUUGUAAGUCGAUAAUUUCUUAAUGAAAUCCUUC